Molecule: messenger RNA, 3022 nt
Organism: Castor canadensis (American beaver)
Lineage: Eukaryota; Metazoa; Chordata; Mammalia; Rodentia; Castoridae
Gene: Znf839
Product: zinc finger protein 839
Source: RefSeq, a predicted model, not a curated record
AUGGCGGGCGCGGAGCCGGGGCCCGAAGGCAGUAGCGAGGAUGGCGGCGGCGGCGGCGGCCCGGCUCUUCCCGGCCAGAGCGUCAGCGCGGCGCGCGUGGCCCCGCUGGGUCCCGAGCAGCUGCGGCGAGUCCUGGAGCAGGUGACGAAGGCCCAGUCGCCCGCCGAGCCGCCGCCGCCACCGCCCUUCGUGCCGCAGGACGCGGCGCGGCGGCUGCGGGACGCGGCCCAGCAGGCCGCCCUGCAGCGGGGUCCGGGCGCCGAGCCCCCGCGCCCGCCGCGCCUGCUGCCGCCCCAGCAACUAGAAGCCAUUUAUGUCAAGGUGACAUCUGGUGACACAAAAAGUCAGGAAAGCCCAAUGCCCCCACUGGCGACCAUCCAGCCCAAAGCAGCAAGACAGAGUCAGCCACUGGGGAGGAACUCCAGUCUGGUGGGGCUCAGUGUCACCAGCCCUCCCCUGCUCAGGGUGCAGCCCCUUGGGAGGACUGGGUCACAGCUGUGCAUCCUCAGAGGCUCGCCUCAGCCUCCUGCUCCUCAGGUGUUUGUACAGAGGCCACUGCCUGCCCUCCAACCACUCCCUUCAAAGACAGACACGGCCCAGGCUUCCACUGGACAGGGUGCCAGGUUGACACCUUUGCCGGCCUGUGACCCUCCCGCAGUAGCAUCUGUUUCGUCCAGUUCAGCACGUCUAUUAAUUUCCAGCUUGCAUACUAAACAUACUGAGAAACCAAGAAAACCUCUGAAAGUGAAAACACGUUCUGGACGAAUAUCUCGACCUCCCAAGUACAAAGCUAAAGAUUACAAGUUCAUCAAGACCGAGGACUUGGCGGAUGGGCACCCAUCGGAUUCUGACGACUACUCAGAACUGAGCGUGGAAGAGGAGGAAGAGCAGAGGGAGAAGCAGGCACUAUUUGACCUAUCCAGCUGCGCCCUGAGGCCCAGGGCCUUUAAGUGUCAGACCUGUGAGAAGUCUUAUAUAGGAAAGGGGGGACUGGCCCGGCAUUUUAAACUCAAUCCAGAUCAUGGCCAGCUCGAGCCUGAGGAGUCACUGUCUGAGAAAGCCAACAGGAGCCUGACCCAGGCAUGUGUAGAGGGAAGGAUUGGAGGCCUGGCCUCCCCUGAGCUGGCCACACCAGCUGUGCCCUGUGAGGAAGGGGCAGAAGCAACACGGGGUGGCCUGCAGAAUAGUCAAUCUGUAGAAGUUGAAGCGGCAAUGGUGCCUGAACUGGGAAAUAGACAUCAUGCAGCUCAUUUGGGAUCAGAACGACACCAAGGACCUAGAAGACGUGGAGAGUCAGAGACCCUGGCAGAGUCCAGUACAGCCAUCCUCCAGCUGGGCAGAGCAGCUCAGCUGAAUGGAGGCCCUGCUAUGGCUGCUGGGCAGAGUGUCUCAGGGAGCAGAGCCCAGCUCAAGGAGACUCUCCAGCAGUGUGGCCGGGAAGAUCUGGUGGAAUUGGUGCUGCCCCAACUGGCUCAGGUUGUGACUGUGUAUGAGUUUCUUCUGAUGAAGGUUGAAAAAGGUCAUCUAGCAAAGCCUUUUUUCCCAGCUGUUUAUAAGGAAUUCGAAGAGUUGCAUAACAUGGUUAAGAAAAUGUGUCAAGAUUACCUCAGUAGUUCUGGUCCGUGUUCUCAAGAGCCCCUGGAAAUCAACAAUAAUAAGGUUGCGGAGUCCUUAGGAAUCACAGAAGAAUUCCUGAGGAAGAAAGAAAAAAACCUAGACUGCGUUGCACCCAAGCAAUCCAGCCAAGAGAUGGAUGUGGGGAAGCUGGAGGAAGCAAGCAGACAGAGGAGGGAAAAUGAGGCAGCAGAGGAGGGGCUGGCUGCAGUGAAAAGGCCCCGAAGAGAAGCUCUUGUCGCCAACAGCAGAAGUCCGGAGAAGCCCAGGCCCUCGUGUGCUGCAGCUGCCAGCAUGGGUUUUGCCCCUCCUGCCCAUGGGAACACCUCUCCCUGCUUGGAAGGAAGCCCAGGGAUGCUGGUUUCUGAUAGUGACCAAAGUGAAAGCGCGUUACCUGCAGGCCGGCAGCUUGUGGUGGCAGCGUUUGCUGACUUUGAAGCCAGAAGUGGGUCUCCAUGCCCUGCUCUCCUGUCUCGGGAUGUCAGUGGGCCAGCUCUUUACUCUCACUUAGGGGAACCUGGGGGGCUGCCUUCAGCCCAGGUGUCAGAGUUCCCUGGAGAGGAUGUUUUGGAACACACUGUAGACCAGGGUGCCAGGGACAGCCAGCAAAACCCAGGGAUCUGUGACACCCUUUCAUCAGGUGGAGAAGUGAAGUCCUCACUGCUUGCUGGUUCUGGAAAUACAGAGGCAGGGGACCUCAAGGAGACAAGUGAUUCCCACCUGAAUGACCUGCAGGCCACAGCCCCUCUGCUAGAGGACAUUUUGCCCAUGGAUAUCGUGCAGGUAGACUGUGCCUCCAGGACUAGGUCCGAGCCAGGGCCUCAUCCUGGCCAGGAUGGAUCACUGUCAACUAAAAGGCGCCUUGGAAGCCAAGCCGGGGACCUAAACCAUCCCUGCAGGAUGGAGGUGCACAUUAGCCAGAGGGACCUGGAGAGCGUGGCUGCUGUAGGGGAAGCACUGGCUUUUGAAAUUACCAGUGGAUGCCAGGAGGUGUUGUCUCAGGGACAGGAGCAGAUUCUUAUUCAGACUUCUGGUGGGCUUCUCUUGUCCCAUCCAGGUACCAUAGUGCCUCGGGAGGAGGACAUUGUCAUAGUGACCGAUGCAGAAGGGACUGCCAUGAGGAUUGGCCCACCAGAGGGGGUUCCCCUUGGAAUGGUGGAGACGUUCCUCACUAUGGAGGCCGAGCCCGAUCAGUGACAAGGAGUCAGAACCUCAAUCCUAGAUUCGUAUGUAUUUUAUCCUAAGAAGGUCUAUUUCAGGCAGUGUAUAUUUUUCUAAUGUGAAUACUGACACAAGUGAGCCUUUUAUUUAUAAAGAAUAAUCUCUGUCACUCUACUCUCUAUCUUUCUAAAGAGCUCAUUCACGAUAGUGGGUUUUUGUAUUAUUUUUUGGUUUUUGUUUUGGUGGG